Messenger RNA from Rotaria sp. Silwood1, 522 nucleotides. The record is from the annotation of a GenBank genome assembly. NCBI's taxonomy places the organism in Eukaryota, Metazoa, Rotifera, Eurotatoria, Philodinida, Philodinidae.
AUGGGUUGUAUAAGCUCAAAUCCAACGCCGACAACAACACAGUCAAAUUUAAAUGUUCCCAGUUUUGCUGUUGUUGCUCAACAAGUAAAACAAACAUGGCCUGAUGUGAAAAAGAUUGAUAGAUUAGCAGCCAAAACGUUUGCUUAUUUAUUAUACAAAUAUCCUGAAUUUCGUGGAUUCUAUCAUAUACCUGAAGCAUACAAAACUGAAGCCGAGUUAUUAAAUGCUAAUGAAAUCAAACAACCAAGUGGAAAUUUUUUUUCAUUAUAUUCGGAUAUAGUUGAAAAUAGUGAUACAAGAUUUGAUGAAGUAAUUCGAGAAAAAGCCGUUGAACUUUAUGGAUUAGGUGUUCGUUCAUUUCAAAUUAAAUAUUAUGGUGAAAGUCUUGUACAUGUUAUUAAACAUGAUCUUAAAGAUGGAUUAAAUGUGGAAGAAAAACAAGUUUGGCAAUUAUUUACUAAACAAGUAUCAGAUCGUUUACUUUCGGAAAUGGCUAAAUUUCCAAGAAAAUCAAUAGUUUAA